Molecule: messenger RNA, 759 nt
Organism: Nicotiana tabacum (common tobacco)
Lineage: Eukaryota; Viridiplantae; Streptophyta; Magnoliopsida; Solanales; Solanaceae
Biological process (GO): regulation of DNA-templated transcription
Cellular component (GO): nucleus
Source: RefSeq, a predicted model, not a curated record
CCGGAUCCUUCCUCAACCCAAUAGCUCCCCCGCGGAACACUCAAAUAAAUUCCAAAAAACUUCUAAAUCCCUAAUUCAUCAACCAAAAACCCUAUUAAUUGAACAAUUCAAAGAUAUAAUUAAUAGCAAUGGCGUCAGAGAAGAAAGAAUCGGAGGCAAUCGCUCUGCUAUCUAUCUACGGCGACGAGGAUGAUGAUAUGGAAGAAGAAGAAGAAGAAGAAUACCGACCUGAAUCCCAAAACGUCUCCGUUUCAAAUGAUCGAAUCGAAAUUUCUUCAGAACCUGUUAUAGACGUUCCUGCAAAAGAAGAACAAAAAGGAGAAACAGAUCUGUUGGAGAAAUGGCUGCCUCCUCCACCAAAGGAGAAGUGUUCAGACGAAUUGCAAGAAAAGAUUAUUAAAUUACUUGCUCUAAAGAAGACUACUGGCACAAGCUUUAAUGCAGAAUUACGCAACAAAAAGGAGUAUCGGAAUCCAGAUUUGUUGCUGCAUACAGUGAAAUCUCAAGAAACUGAGCCGAUAGGAUCUCGCUUCGAUAAAGCCGUAUUUGAUCCGCAUGGAUAUGAUAAAACUGACUUCUACGAUGCAAUAUGAAAGUCAUUGGAAGAAUUUUCAAUACAAAAAUUGGGCAGAAUAAUUUUAUUAGUCUUCUUUUUGCCCUUAAGAAAAUCCCUUCAAGCUAGUAAUAGAUGAUAUAACGUUUAUUAAUUGCUUUGAAAAAUAUGAGAUUUUCUUCUUCUUCUUCUUCUUCUUCUUAUGA